CUCUUUCAAUCAGCAUGACGCGGACAAACCACGGGGUUGAGGAUAGUGCAGGCUAUAUAAAGUCAGCUGACAUCAGCCAGCUCGCCAAACACCAGCUCGAACAGGCCUAUAAAACGUCAGAUAGCUGAUUGUGCCCACUUCCCAUUUUCGUGGAAUCGCAAGCCUGAACCAUCUCUAAAGGAUGGAAAUGGAUAGCCUCUCCACCGGCGCACCGACCACCUCCAUCCCUGUUACGCACCAGCACAAACGUUCCAUGGAUGGUGCCCAGUUUAUGGAUGCGCAGUGCGCCGGGUCCUCCAAAGUCUUGCUGGCAUACAAGAACGCCUCGCAGCACCUGAAUUCUUCGGGGAUUAAAGCGGGCUUGGGGAUACUUAAAGUGGCCACGUCUCAAUGGAAACAGGACAAGAAGACGCGCUCUGGAGCGGCUGUGAGGCAGCAGGGUAGCGCCAACAGCAGCCAUCCCUGCAAGAGGUCCCCACUGGAUCAGCUGGCAGCUCUGGUUCUCCACGGUCAAACCCGGCACCAACAGAUUGGCCAAGGGCACCGACCAGACCCCCUUCACUCCACUAAACCGCAGAACUGUAAACGCAUCGUGGUUCUUGGUGCGCCACGGGUUGGAAAGACCUCUAUCCUCAGAAGAUACCUUCGGGACGGGUUUGUGGAGGACUACAACCCCACGUCCGAGGAUUUCCUCAGAAAACUCUUUCGUAUCCGCGGAGAGACCUACCAAAUUGACAUCCUGGAUGCGUCCAGGGAGAGGGACUUCCCAGCCAAGCGGCGGCUGUCCAUCCUGACUGGCGACAUUUUCCUUCUAGUAUUCAGUCUAGAUGAUCGGAGCUCCUUUGAUGAGGUGUGCGCCCUGCGGACGGAGAUUCUCGCUGCUAAAUCCAAACUCACCAGAUCCUCUGUGCCAGAGCACUGCGCACAGCCGAGGGUUCCCCUGGUGGUCUGCGCAAACAAGGUGGACCUGCUGGAAUCUGAGCGAGCGAUAUCUAAGGCAGAGGUGCUCCAAGCCCUCGGUGAUGACUGUGCCUAUUUUGAAACGUCUGCAAAGGACAGCACCAACCUCGAAAAAGUCUUCGAGACUUUGGCAAAGCGAGGCGGGCUCCCCACUGAAACUGGCCCGUCGCAGCACCGCAAAGUUUCGCUCCGGUCGUACCAGGCGAUGCGUCCGGGACGCGUGGCCGGGAGGAGCGGUCAGGUACCGGGGAGAGAUGAUCCCUGCGGCACGCUGUACCCACUGGCCCGUAGGCCGAGUUUUAGCACGGAUCUCCGUCACGUUAUUGGGCCACAUACGGCAAGAAAACCCGGCAAAGGACUGGAGAAAUGUCAUAUUCAGUGAGACACAAACAGACUUUUGACAGAAAGCGUCACAGAGCGAAUAAAACAAUGCAUAAAGCACUGAUAUUAAUAACAAAGAUGUAAUGUAAUAGGUUGUUUAAUUACAUGAUUACUUGAGAAUAUGUUUUUGAAAUAAAUUUUUUGAAUAAAACAA
Messenger RNA from Acanthochromis polyacanthus (spiny chromis), 1495 nucleotides. It is a transcript of the gene rasd2b, whose product is annotated as RASD family member 2b. The coding region runs from base 182 to 1342 and encodes 386 amino acids. The transcript has 2 exons. Lineage: Eukaryota; Metazoa; Chordata; Actinopteri; Pomacentridae. Gene Ontology annotation, molecular function: GTPase activity; GTP binding. The record is from RefSeq and is a predicted model, not a curated record.